Molecule: messenger RNA, 3492 nt
Organism: Salvelinus fontinalis (brook trout)
Lineage: Eukaryota; Metazoa; Chordata; Actinopteri; Salmoniformes; Salmonidae
Product: cytochrome P450 2K1-like
Exons: 13
Coding region: 74-2419 (781 amino acids)
Biological process (GO): xenobiotic metabolic process
Cellular component (GO): intracellular membrane-bounded organelle; cytoplasm
Molecular function (GO): iron ion binding; heme binding; oxidoreductase activity, acting on paired donors, with incorporation or reduction of molecular oxygen, reduced flavin or flavoprotein as one donor, and incorporation of one atom of oxygen
Source: RefSeq, a predicted model, not a curated record
CACUUGAUCCAUAAUGGAGCAUUAGUGUGUUGUAUUUUUAGCCCAGUAUAAGGUGUAUGAGCUCAGUUUGAAGAUGUCUCUUAUAGAAGGUCUUCUACAGACAUCAAGCACGGUGACACUGCUGGCUACUGUGCUGUUUCUGCUGGUCCUCUGCCUCCGCUCCCCUGGUUCCAGCUCUGAGGAACAGGGGAAGGAGCCUCCAGGACCCAGGCCUCUGCCCCUGCUUGGUAACAUGCUCCAGCUGGACCUCAAGAAGCCCUACUGCACUCUCUGCGAGCUUUCCAAGAAAUAUGGUUCCAUCUUCACGGUUCACUUUGGACCCAAGAAAGUGGUUGUUCUGGCAGGAUACAAGACGGUCAAGCAGGCGCUGGUCAACCAGGCAGAGGACUUUGGGGACAGGGACAUCACGCCUGUGUUCUAUGAUUUCAACCAAGGACAUGGGAUUCUGUUUGCCAAUGGAGACUCAUGGAAAGAGAUGAGGCGCUUUGCCCUGACAAACCUAAGAGACUUUGGGAUGGGCAAGAAAGGGAGUGAGGAGAAAAUCUUAGAGGAAAUUCACUACCUGAUUGAAGUAUUGGAAAAACAUGAGGGUAAGGCAUUUGACACAGCACAGCCUGUGCUUUAUGCCGUCUCCAACAUAAUCUCGGCCAUUGUCUAUGGCAGCAGGUUUGAAUACACUGACCCCCUAUUCACAGGCAUGGCGGACAGGGCCAAGGAGAGUAUACGCCUAACAGGUUCUGCAUCAAUUCAGAUGUACAACAUGUUUCCCUGGUUGGGUCCGUGGAUAAACAACCUGACACGUCUGAAAAAUAAUACUGCUGAUAUGAAGAUGGAGGUGACAGAGCUGGUGAGGGGCCUGAAGGAGACUCUGAACCCUCAGAUGUGUAGAGGCUUUGUGGACUCGUUCCUUGUCCGAAAGCAGACCCUGGAGACAUCGAGCACAGUGACACUGCUGGGGGCUCUGCUGUUUCUGCUGGCUCUUUACCGCCUCUCCUCUGGUUCCAACUCUGAGGAACAGGGGAAGGCGCCUCCAGGACCCAGGCCUCUGCCCCUGCUUGGUAACAUGCUCCAACUGGAUCUCAAGAGGCCCUACCGCACCCUCUGUAAGCUGUCCAAGAAAUAUGGGUCUGUUUUCACGGUUUACUUUGGACCCACAAAAGUGGUCAUCCUGGCAGGAUACAAGACGGUCAAGCAGGCGCUGGUCAACCAUGCAGAGGAGUUUGGGGACAGGGGCAUGCUUCCUGUGUUGUAUGACUUCACCAAUGGACAUGGUAUUCUGUUUGGCAAUGGCGACUCAUGGAAAGAGAUGAGGCGCUUUGCCCUGGCGAACCUUAGAGACUUUGGGAUGGGCAAGAAAAGGAGUGAGGAGAAAAUCUCAGAGGAAAUUCACUACCUGAUCGAAGUGUUGGAAAAACAUGAGGGUAAAGCAUUUGACACAACCCAGCCAUUGAGUUAUGCUAUCGCCAACGUAAUCUCCAACAUUGUGUACGGCAGCAGGUUUGAAUACUCUGACUUCAAGUUCCGAGCCACAGUGGAUCGAGCCAAUGAGAACCUACGAAUUGCAGGCUCUGUUUCAGUUCAGUUGUACAACAUGUUCCCCUGGCUGGGCCCUUGGCUGAAAAGCAGGAAGCUGUUGUUGAAGAAUAUUGAGAACAACAAGAAGGAGAUGGAGGAGCUGGUCCGGGGGCUGAAGGAAACUCUCAACCCUCAAAUGUGUAGAGGCUUUGUGGACUCGUUCCUCGUCCGAAAGCAGACCCUGGAGGAAUCUGGCAACAAGAACUCUCACUACCAUGACAACAACCUGAUAUCCUCUGUGAGAAACAUGUUUUCUAAUGGUACUAACACCACAGGGACAACCCUAUGCUGGGCUUUGAUGCUAAUGGCCAAGUACCCUCUUAUACAGGACCGGGUCCAGGAGGAGAUCAGCAGGGUUAUAGGAAGUCGUCAGCCCUUGGUAGAGGACAGGAAGAACCUGCCCUACACUGAUGCAGUGAUCCAUGAGACCCAGCGACUGGCCAACGUUUUACCCAUGGCCAUCCCUCACACCACCAGCCGAGAUGUCACCUUCCAGGGAUAUUUCAUCAAGAAGGGGACGCUUGUGUUUCCUCUACUGACGUCUGUCCUACAAGAUGGAAGCGAGUGGGAGAGCCCACACACCUUUAACCCCGCCCACUUUCUGGAUGAGGAAGGUCGAUUCGCCAAGAGGGAUGCCUUCAUGCCCUUCUCUGCAGGUCGUAGGGUGUGCCUGGGGGAGGGUCUGGCCAGGAUGGCGCUCUUCCUCUUCUUCACCUCCCUCCUGCAGCGAUUUCGUUUCUCUCCUCCUCCUGGAGUAACAGAGGAUGAUCUGGACCUCACACCGGCCGUGGGGUUGACCCUCAAUCCUUCACCUCACCAGCUGUGUGCUGUGAGCCGGGUCUAAGAUGAGACCAGUCCCUCAAUGGUUUUGGUUUAAUUUGAUUGCUCUACAUUCCAACAAUGUAAUUGAUUGAUACAAAGCACCGCUAUUAUGUAUGUACAGAAUGCUUGUUGUUUUUGCUUGCUGUCCUGCCUUGUCUGGGACUGGACAGCUGUUGCUAAGUAAAGUCAAUCAGUUUUCUAGCUAAUGUUAUCAGUAGUUGAUAUAUAACUACCCUUGUGGGAAUGUUUUUAUAUGACUAGCAAGCAUACUUAGCCAUAUCUGCUAGCUAGAACAAAUAACUACCACUAACUAGCUAGCUCCAGCAGGAGUGGAAGGUAAGCUGCCUACUUUCACUCCAUGAGCGGUUCUAGUUAUGGAAGGAGACUUGAAACAAAAAGACAGCAUUUGCACAGGAAACCAAUUUUGGAUCUUUUCCCACUGUUUGGUCUUUUGACUUACCAGAUCAGCACUUUUGCCUACAAUUGGACAAAAGACCAGAAUUGGGCUGCCUGUGUAAAUGCAGCUUUUUGGUCUCACUAAAAGUUGUUUAACCUGUUCGCCAGCUGGUGGCUAGUUUAAGCUACUCCUUGUCCAUUGAUGUUAGCUAGUGGUUAGCUCUAGCCACAUUAGCUACUGUACUAAUAACUAUUUACAUUAUAUAUGUAUGCACGAAAAUCCAUUUUAUUGCACCUUUAAGCUUUCUUGUCCUAUUCAAACAGGCCAACCAAAGGUACAUAACACUAACAAUGUAUGUUAUUGAUAACAGCUAGAUGAUUGACUGCUAAGCUUGGAUACACCCCAAAGAUAAACAAGCUAAGAUGUAGGCUUCUGAUCAGCCUUUGACUAUUUGAUUAUUAGUGUCAGACGGCUCCAUAUGUAUUGCUAAUCAAUAAUAUAGUUGAUGAGUGCUUGACAUCGGCACCAGUUUGUCAAAUUUUGGUCCAUUUAGUCAACUUGGAGUUGGGGUUUGGAAUAGAAUAGAAGUUGAAUUACUGUCUGUGCUCAGUGGGAACCAAUCACUGUGCAGCAAUGUAAAACGUUCAACUUGUGGAUUUCACCAAAACUUUUAAUAAAGACUUAAAGUGGAACUGACA